AAUAAAAAUAAAACCGCUUAUAUAUAUCACAAGUGAGUGAGUUCUUUUAUAGUUGUGUGUUUUGUACCCCCCUCAGCCUCAGCAGCACAUUCUUGUACAAUGCCCCAUGAAAUUUCAGAGAAAAGAAAAUCUGCAUUUACAACACUUGUUCCACUUGAAGCGGUAUUGUUCGAUAUUGAUGGAACUCUUUGUGAUUCAGAUCCCAUCCACUUCGUUGUUCUUCGAGAAUUGCUUCAAAGGACUGGUUUCAACGGUGGGAUUCCAAUAGAUGAAGAUUUUUUUGCUCAAAAUAUUUCCGGAAAGCUUGAUGACGACAUUGCAGCUGUUCUUUUCCCUAAUGAUAUCGAAAGAGGUUUAAAAUUAUGUGAAGAAAAAGAAGAACGUUUUAGGAAGUUGGUGAAGGAAAAAGCUAUGCCCAUAAAGGGUCUAUACAAGUUAACUAAAUGGGUUGAAGAUCAUGGGCUGAAACGGGCCGCUGUUACUAAUUCCCCUAGGCCCAAUGCUGAGCUCAUGAUCUCAACUCUUGGCUUAACCGAUUUCUUCCAUCAUAAUAUUAUCAUUGGUGAUGAGUGUGAGCAUGCCAAACCGGCACCAGAUCCUUACCUAAAGGCUCUUAAACUUCUCAAUGUUUCUAAAGACCAUACUUUCAUUUGUGAGGAUUCAGUUUCGGGGAUAAAGGCGGGUGUUGCAGCUGGAAUGCCAGUUAUUGGAUUAACGACUAGAAAUCCCAAACAUGUGCUCAUGAAAGCAAAUCCUACGCUUCUCAUUGAAAAUUAUGAAGACCCCAAACUAUGGGAAGUCUUAGGAAAACUUAAUAAAAGGGAGAAUGAAGCUUGAUACAAUGAUUAUAUUGAAGACAUGUCUCUAGAUUCAAUCUGCUUAUGAAAUUUGUUUCCCUAUAUUGAUUGUAUUUUGUCUAAAGUUAUGUGGUGUAUGAAACUUUGUACCCUAUUAUUAAUAUGUUGCAUCCUUUUGUUUUGUCAA
Messenger RNA from Helianthus annuus (common sunflower), 984 nucleotides. RefSeq names its product haloacid dehalogenase-like hydrolase domain-containing protein Sgpp. The record is from RefSeq and is a predicted model, not a curated record. NCBI's taxonomy places the organism in Eukaryota, Viridiplantae, Streptophyta, Magnoliopsida, Asterales, Asteraceae. The transcript is spliced from 5 exons. Bases 100 to 837 code for a protein of 245 amino acids.